CAGCAGCGGCGGCGGCGGCGGUGGCUCAGACUCCCGUCCCUUCCUCCCCUUCCCUUCCCUUUCCCCUCCCCUCCCCCGGGGACAAGCUGCCGCCGCGGGGCCAGCGCGAAGGACGCAGAGGUGGGGGAGCAGGAGGCCCCUCUCUCCUGCCAAGGGGCCCCCGAGCGGCCAGGCCGGGCUGAGACUUUUUUCCCUCCCAGACUCCACUUAUUUGGACUGCAAGUAAUAUGAGGAAGCCUCGAAGGAGAUCACGGCAGAAUGCUGAAGGCAGGCGUUCUCCAUCCCCCUAUAGCCUCAAGUGCUCCCCAACUCGAGAGACACUAACUUAUGCCCAGGCACAACGAAUUGUGGAGGUGGACAUUGAUGGAAGACUGCACCGAAUCAGCAUCUAUGACCCUCUGAAAAUCAUUACUGAGGAUGAGCUGACAGCUCAGGACAUCACUGAAUGUAAUAGCAACAAAGAAAACAGUGAGCAGCCUCUAUUUCCUGGCAAGUCCAAGAAACCUUCUUCAAAAGGCAAGAAAAAGGAGUCCUGUUCCAAGCAUGCCCCAGGUACUUCCUUCCAUUUGCCUCAGCCUAGCUUCCGAGUGGUUGAGUCCUGCAGCCAGCCGGAUGCACCACCCCUCCCUGCUGCUUAUUACAGGUACAUUGAGAAGCCACCAGAGGACUUGGAUGCAGAUGUUGAAUAUGACAUGGAUGAGGAAGAUCUGGCCUGGUUAGACAUGGUAAAUGAAAAGAGACUAGUGGAUGGCCAUGGGACCAUCUCCGCUGACACAUUUGAAUUGUUAGUGGAUAGACUGGAGAAGGAAUCCUAUUUAGAGAGCCGAAGUAGUGGAGCUCAGCAGACACUUAUCGAUGAAGAUGCUUUCUGCUGUGUCUGCAUGGAUGAUGAGUGUCACAAUAGCAAUGUCAUCCUCUUCUGUGAUAUUUGCAACCUGGCUGUACACCAGGAGUGCUAUGGGGUCCCCUAUAUUCCAGAGGGACAGUGGCUUUGCCGAUGCUGCUUACAGUCCCCUUCCCGUCCUGUGGACUGUGUUCUUUGCCCCAACAAGGGUGGGGCCUUCAAGCAGACCAGUGAUGGGCACUGGGCUCAUGUGGUGUGUGCCAUCUGGAUCCCUGAGGUCUGUUUUGCUAAUACUGUGUUUCUGGAGCCUAUUGAGGGUAUUGACAAUAUCCCACCAGCUAGAUGGAAACUGACCUGCUAUAUUUGUAAGCAGAAGGGUCUAGGUGCUGCUAUUCAAUGCCAUAAGGUGAAUUGCUACACAGCCUUUCAUGUGACAUGUGCCCAGCGGGCUGGGUUGUUUAUGAAGAUAGAGCCCAUGAGAGAAACCAGCCUAAAUGGUACCACUUUCACAGUGCGCAAAACAGCCUAUUGUGAAGCCCACUCUCCCCCAGGCACUGUGAAGAAGGAUGUCCUCCCUGUGAUCUCCAUUGAAGGUGAGGAAGAAGAUGAGGUAAAGGAUGGAGGAGGAGAAGAAGAAAGCAAGGUUCUAGUAAGUAGUGCCCUGAAGACUACUGUAAAGAAGAACAAAAUGAAAGUAAAGCAGAAGAUCAAGAAGGAAUCAGAGGAUUCAUCAAAGGAUUCACCUGCAACAGCACCCCUUGUGACUAUAACACAGAUCCCAUCCUGCAGGUUGAACAAGAUCUGUAGUGGCCUCUCUCUGCAGAGGAAGAACCAAUUCAUGCAGCGGCUUCAUAACUACUGGCUGCUGAAACGACAAGCGAGGAAUGGUGUUCCACUCAUCCGGCGCCUACACUCACACCUUCAGUCCCAAAGAAAUGCUGAGCAGAAGGAACAGGACGAGAAAACCAGUGCUGUAAAGGAAGAGCUUAAAUACUGGCAGAAACUGCGCCAUGACCUGGAAAGGGCACGACUGCUGAUUGAGCUGAUCCGAAAGAGAGAGAAGCUCAAGAGGGAACAGGUCAAAGUGCAGCAGGCUGCAAUGGAAUUGAAGCUGACUCCUUUUAAUGUCUUGUUGCGUACUACUCUGAAUCUUCUACAGGAGAAAGAUUCUGCCCAAAUCUUUGCUGAACCUGUCAACCUGAGUGAGGUUCCAGAUUACCUGGAAUUCAUAUCCGAGCCAAUGGAUUUUUCCACCAUGAGGCUGAAGUUGGAGUCCCAUCUAUACCGCACCCUGGAGGAAUUUGAGGAGGACUUUAACCUUAUGGUUACCAACUGUAUGAAGUACAAUGCUAAAGAUACAAUUUUCCACCGAGCAGCUGUCCGCUUGAGGGACCUGGGAGGGGCUGUCCUGCGGCAUGCCCGGCGACAAGCAGAGAACAUCGGCUAUGACCAUGAGGUGGGAACCCACCUACCUGAGUCACCCAAAAUGGAGGACUUUUAUCGCUUCUCCUGGGAGGACGUGGACAACAUCCUCCUCCCAGAGAACCGGGCUCACCUAUCCCUGGAGGUGCAGCUGAAGGAGCUUCUGGAGAAGCUGGACCUGGUGAGCACGAUGCGAUCCAGUGGGGCUCGGACCCGCCGUGUUCGCCUGCUGCGGCGGGAGAUCAACACCCUCCGGCAAAAGCUGGCACAGCAACAGCCAAACAAGAUGGUGCCCAAUGGGGAGUUGCCACCAGGGCCCCGGGAGGAGGUGGACGUGGUGGAAAAGGCCCUGCAUGGAGAGGAAGAGGAGGAUGGGGAGAAAGCAGAUGAUACCAAGCCUCCUCAUCCCCCAACUCUGGAACCCACGGGGCCAGCACCUUCUCUGUCUGAUCUGGAUUCCCUCCAGGACCCUCCAACCUUGAAACCAAUUAGUGAGAGCAAAAUCCCAAUUCGGCUUUCAAAAUAUGGGAAGAUGGAGGAUGAAUUUUUGGACAUGGUGCCAUUACAGCGAGGGAGCCAGCCCUUCCAACACCUACUGAGUGACAAUGGCUUUAACAGACUCUCCCUUCCAGUCCUUGAGAUGUCCACUAUGUCCUCCCUUAAUGGUGUGGGCCGGCGUACCUCUGUCCUCUUCAAAAAGGCCAAGAAUGGGGUCACAUUUCAAAGAAGCCCUGAUGGGGCCCUUGAAAAUGGAGAGGACCACAGUCUGAUGGACCUGCCCGCCUCCCCGGCCAGUACCGAAGAUGAGAGGCAAGCUCGGAAACGACCACAAAGCAGGAGUUGCAGCGAGAGUGAUGGGGAGAAGUCUCCUCAGCAGGUGGAAGAGACAGAUGGGGGAGCCAAGAUUGAGAGAAGAGGGGAAGGGACUCAACCAUCAUAUGAGUUGCCAGAACUGGGAUUAGAACUCGGAAAUUCUGGCUUUCAUUCCAGCACAGGAGUCACCAACGGCUUUGGGAAGCACACAGAAAGUGGGUCUGAUUCAGAAUGUAGUUCUGGUCUUGGUGGUGGCCUGGCAUUUGAAACUUGCAGUGGUCUGACUCCUCCAAAAAGAAGCCGUGGGAAACCAGCUCUUUCUCGAGUCCCUUUUCUGGAAGGUGUGAAUGGAGAUUCAGACUACAGCAGCUCAGGUAGAAGCCUUCUGUUGCCCUUGGAAGAUAACACAGACCUGGAGCCCCUGGAGCUGGUGUGGGCUAAGUGUCGAGGCUAUCCUUCCUACCCUGCCUUGAUUAUUGAUCCCAAGAUGCCCCGUGAGGGCCUCCUGCACAAUGGUGUACCUAUUCCUGUCCCGCCCCUAGAUGUGCUAAAGCUGGGGGAGCAGAAACAAGUGGAGGCUGGAGAGAAACUCUUCCUUGUUCUCUUCUUUGACAACAAACGUACCUGGCAGUGGCUUCCUCGGGACAAAGUCCUCCCCCUCGGAGUAGAAGAUACCGUGGACAAAUUGAAGAUGCUGGAGGGCCGCAAGACAAGUAUUCGCAAGUCUGUGCAAGUGGCCUAUGACCGUGCCAUGAUCCACUUAAGCCGGGUUCGGGGCCACCAUCCUUUUGUCACUUCUGGCUACUUGUAAAGGAAUGGGAUGUGGCCUGCCUGCCUUUGCCUCUGAUCCUGGUGUGAGGAACCCUCCCCUCCCUGUGAUGGGACGAAUGGCAGACAGCCUCUCCCUGGUGCUGUGGAGGAUAGGGGGCUGUAGCCUGAAGAGUCCAUGGGGAAAGUCCUGUUGUGGACAACAGCAUGACUCCCAUGGUCGGCCCUAUCAUGUGCCAAAAAUUCCUAGCUGAGCUCCUUCAGAGAAUAUUUUACUGAAGAGCCAGUGAGAGGCAGGGACAGAAGCUGGGAUGUGGGCCCUGCUGGGGAGAUAAACCUGCUAUGGAGGAUGGCUCCUGGACUCAAUUCCCAAGGGGUUGCUACCAUCACUACCCCCAUUUGACACCUCGGAUUGGGCAAGGAACUGACCUUGAACCCAGAGGUGCUGUAGAUACACUAGGGUCCCAUGGAGAAUCUUGCUGAGCCCCGCUUGUGCAUCCCCUUUGCUGCUCGCUAUCACUUGUUCUGUAAGAUUUCCUCUUCUCCCUUUUUCUUCUGUCACUUGCACACAUUUUUGCUCCUUUGCUUACUCUUGUGCCAAAUUGUUAGAAAUUCUCACCAACUAAAUUAUUUUUAAAGUCCGUUUCCAUAUAGAUCUGGCUGCUAUAAAGAGCAGGGUCGCUAGGUGAGACUAUCAAGAAGACCAGGAUAGAAGCUAGCAAAACAUUUGUAAUCUCAAUCUCCUGGAAAACCUAGAAUCAGGAAAUAGAUAUAUUGUCUCUGGGUUAGACUUCAUUAUUUUGGCCCCUAGGUGUACAGGUGUCUUAGCAUCCUGUGAGGAUUUUUCUCGGGGUAACUAAGGUUACACAAUGUUAAUACAAGACUGCAGUGACAGACUUCUCCACUUUCUAACUUUAUGGCUGAAGAACAGCAUGAUAGGGAAGAAUGUUCUCUUGGUAGACACUGGAUGUCAUUAGCAUUUUAAAGUUUCUUGUUUCUCUCUGGCUGUAUCUGUCCUAAUAGUCUUCUUUCCCCAAUUACCUCUUUCCUCUCUUUUCACAAACUUCAUCCUCCAUUGUGGAUAGGGUCCCUGCUUGCUGGGCCCUCAAGUUGUGCCAGCAGUACCUUUUGUCCCUCUUCUGAUCUUCACAGCCUUGUUCCUCCCCGUUAUUCCUGUAGCAGAAUCCUCAAGUGAAGGGGAGGAUAAAAUCCUGCAAAAAAACAAAAAAACAAAACAAAACAAAACAAAACAAAAAACCCUUUCAUUUUCAGUGUCUCCCUCCCUCCUUCCCCGCCCCCCCCUCCCCCAACUCCUAAAAAACUGUGAACUGGGAAUGUCAACUACAAGUGUUGAUAUCUGUUCUCUAUUCCCAACCCUCAGUCGUUUCCCUCCUAUACUCUAGCACCAAAGUCACAGGGCCUGGUUUCAGAUCACCAAGCACUGCGUUGCUUUUUAACCUGUCGUUCUUUUUAAUUGUUUUAAAUUUUUCAUAGGGGAAUUUUGGAUGAAAUGAAAUCCUGGGGGAGAUCACUGCCAUUUCUACUCAGUCAACUUUUUAAAAGGGAAAUAAACAAACAAAAUACCCACCCACCACUACUUAUAUAUUUGGGACAUGAGCCAGAGUUUAAAGGUAAACCAACGGAACAGGUCUGUGCCAUUGAAAGGAUGGCUGGGGUUGGGUUUUUUGUAAAAUAAUAAUAUAAUGCUUAGAGCCGUGUGGAUAGGGAAGGACGUGAUGUACAUAGUUGUAAGAUAUUGUUCUAAAUUAUUCAGGCCUAUUGUUUCUCUUCUUGAAAGUCCUCCCCCACCCCACCCUUGCCCCAAUCCACCUCCCUAAUUCCCAAUUGUGUGGCUGGGUCUUUUAAACUCACACAGUGAGUGCCAUUUUAUUGAAAGGAGCCAAUGCAUUCCCCCAGGUAGUGGAUCUGCUGUGGAUUUUGUGACCUGUGUCUAAACCUGUGUUUUAAGAUCUUGGGAUUUUCUCCCCUGCCCCCUUUCUCUGUCUCUCUGUCUCUAUCUCUUUUUAAAAAUGAUAUUUUAGAAUGGGAAUUGGCUCAGAUCCUGCUGUGGCACUGGGGCCUGUGCGUCACUGUCGAGUCUGCUGUGAAGAAGCACACGAUGCUCUAUUUAUUGUAGAAAGUGACUUUAUUUGCUUUCUAGAAUUGUUUAUAUCAGAUGGUAUAAGAGAGGUAAUUAAAAAAAGAGAAAAAUCUAUGCUUGUAAAGAAGACAAAAGUUAAUUUUACCUACUAUAAUAUGACUGUCUGAAACUUUUUUUCUCCCUGAGAAAUAAAUGUUCAAUGGACAGCAAUA
Sarcophilus harrisii (Tasmanian devil) is the source of this 6160-nucleotide messenger RNA. It is a transcript of the gene BRPF3, whose product is annotated as bromodomain and PHD finger containing 3. The coding region runs from base 228 to 3890 and encodes 1220 amino acids. The transcript has 14 exons. The record is from RefSeq and is a predicted model, not a curated record. Gene Ontology annotation, cellular component: MOZ/MORF histone acetyltransferase complex. Gene Ontology annotation, biological process: regulation of transcription by RNA polymerase II. Gene Ontology annotation, molecular function: protein binding. Lineage: Eukaryota; Metazoa; Chordata; Mammalia; Dasyuromorphia; Dasyuridae.